AUGAGAGGAUACAGAGCCGCGAAGAAAGCCCAGAGUGAAUCCAAGCCACCCUAUGCUGUGCCGGCGAAGAAUAUCCGCCGAAAUGCAACUCGGAAGGCAAAACGGGCUGGUGACGCGUUUCAGAACGAGAAGGCUAAAGUCAAAGCGACAGGCGAUAUUCAGAAGACUAGACAGGCAACCUUGGCGUUGAAUAUUGCGGAGGUGGAGCGGUGGGAGUUCGCGGUCCAAAACAGGAUUCCAACGAAAAUUGUGCCAUCGAAGGAAGUUCGCGGGAUGAUAUGUGAGCACAGAGCUAAACAAGCUCAGAAUGCAUAG
Aspergillus pseudonomiae is the source of this 315-nucleotide messenger RNA. RefSeq lists its product as uncharacterized. The record is from RefSeq and is a predicted model, not a curated record. The coding region runs from base 1 to 315 and encodes 104 amino acids. Lineage: Eukaryota; Fungi; Ascomycota; Eurotiomycetes; Eurotiales; Aspergillaceae. The transcript has a single exon.